AAUGAUGAGCGAAAUCCAAGGCGAAACUCGAUGGUUGGUUCGUGCGUGGAUGUGCGCGUGUCGUCUCGGCUGGAAUGACCCCUCCCUCCAUUCUCGGCCUCGCUGAGUGACCCUCACGAUCUCUCUCUCUGUCUCGCUCUGUCUCUCUCUUCCUCUCUCCUUGCAAGCUCAUUCGCUCGCAAUUUCGCAUCACCACAUGACCAUUUCCUUCUUUGAACUUCCCUAAACAGCAACCCUUCUCUCGCUUCCUCUCGUCCCUCCGUUCUUCUUUUUCUUUGCCUUCUCUCUCUCUCUCUCUCUCUUCUUUCCUCUGUGUUUGCGUUCUUGGGUUCUCUUUAAUUGGUCUGCAUUUGCCUUUCUUGGAUUCUUUGACCCAAGUCCCUCUUUUCAUCUUUUCUUUUUCUUUUUUCUUCUCUCCUUUUGAGUUUUUAUUGGGGGCGUUCUUCAUCUUUCUUUUCUUCUCGUUCGCAAAAGCAAGGAUUUUGGUGGGUUCUCGUUGUGUUUUCCCUCAAUUACUUCAGAUCCUUUCCUUGUCUUUUCGAUUUGGUAAGUGAGCGGGGGUUGAUUGUAUCCUGUGUGCGUCAUUUGGACAUUUUUUCGUUCGUGUUUUGGAUGUGCUGUUGAUGUCUUUGGCCGUUGGAGUGGCUUCAAGUUCCAAGAACAUGGGAUUUGAUGAGAAGAGCAGCACGUCCAAGGAAAAUGCAGAGGUGAAGACACCUCCGAAUGAAGAGAACGAGGAUGAAUUGCAAGGAGAGAAGAUUCACAGGACCACGAGCGAGAGCUCGGUAUACGCCACCGAGGAGGAUGAAGAGGAGGACGUGAAGAAGAUUGACUUGGGUCCUCAGGUCACUCUCAAGGAACAGUUUGAAAAGGAUAAGGAUGAUGAAAGCUUGAGGAGGUGGAAGGAACAGCUUCUUGGAAGCGUGGACUUUGAUUCUGUCGGAGAAACACUGGAACCAGAUGUCAAGAUCGUGAGCCUUGCAAUAAUUUCUCCUGGUAGACCUGAUAUACUGCUGCCAAUUCCUGAGAAUGGAAAACCCAAAGGCUUGUGGUUUACUUUGAAAGAAGGCAGCCGUUAUAGCCUCAAGUUCACCUUCCAGGUCAGCAACAACAUCGUGUCGGGUCUCAAAUACAGCAACACAGUAUGGAAAACUGGUGUUAAAGUGGACAGCUCAAAAGAGAUGAUCGGAACUUUCAGUCCACAGCAGGAGCCCUACACGCAUGAAAUGCCUGAAGAUACGACACCGUCUGGCAUGUUUGCUAGAGGAUCGUAUACAGCCAAAAGUAAGUUUGUUGAUGAUGACAACAAGUGUUACCUCGAGAUCAACUACACUUUUGACAUCCGAAAAGACUGGAAUUCAACUUUGUGAAGUGCUCCCCAACUCUAUCAAGCAUGGCCCCGGUCUUACUUGCUUCGCAGGUUGAUAUAUCUGAUGUAUUACCAUUGCUGUGUAACUUAUCUUGAGUUUUGUCCUGGAUGGUCAUCUAGACAAUUCGAGAGAAGAUAUUUGUUCGAAAUUUUAUUGGCAUGAAGAAACUAGGAUUGAAGAAAGAAGCUGCUGUUCCUUAUGAGUAAUUUGGAAGUGGUGCAUCUGAGCGUUUUCUGUGUCUCUGUCUCUCGGUCUUAACGAGUACUGUGAUCAUAAGAACUAGUUGUCAAGAGCAAUGUAUGUUUUCGUCAUCUAUAUCUUUUGGUAUCUUUUGGCUGAAUCUGUGCGCAAGGAAGUGGUGAAGUAAAGGCCCUAUCAAGCUACUUGUAUUUGAUUCCUUCACAUUAAUGAAGUUGCUCAAAUUUGUUGGUGA
This is a messenger RNA of Rhodamnia argentea, 1803 nucleotides long. RefSeq names its product rho GDP-dissociation inhibitor 1-like. Gene Ontology annotation, biological process: Rho protein signal transduction. Bases 624 to 1370 code for a protein of 248 amino acids. The record is from RefSeq and is a predicted model, not a curated record. Gene Ontology annotation, molecular function: protein binding; Rho GDP-dissociation inhibitor activity. NCBI's taxonomy places the organism in Eukaryota, Viridiplantae, Streptophyta, Magnoliopsida, Myrtales, Myrtaceae. The transcript has 5 exons. Gene Ontology annotation, cellular component: membrane; cytoplasm; cytosol.